This is a messenger RNA of Gadus morhua (Atlantic cod), 1387 nucleotides long. RefSeq names its product RNA (guanine-7-) methyltransferase (gene rnmt). Gene Ontology annotation, biological process: 7-methylguanosine mRNA capping. The coding region runs from base 164 to 1294 and encodes 376 amino acids. The transcript has 11 exons. NCBI's taxonomy places the organism in Eukaryota, Metazoa, Chordata, Actinopteri, Gadiformes, Gadidae. The record is from RefSeq and is a predicted model, not a curated record. Gene Ontology annotation, molecular function: mRNA 5'-cap (guanine-N7-)-methyltransferase activity. Gene Ontology annotation, cellular component: nucleus.
CGUGGAUUCGAAGUGAACGUGAGUUUGUUUUUGUUCUCCACCGUUGGCGCUCUGCUGUCUUAACUAUCUUUAAUAUCUUUAGAAUCUCUAUAUCUGAGCUCUCUUCAGUUGAUUUACUAUCUUGUUGAUCUCCUUCCACACGCCAUCGUCACCGGGCAGGGUCAUGGCCUGUCUGGGGGCCGCAGAGCGAGGGGAGGUGGAGGAGAGGGGGCCUGAAGCAGGAGCCUCCCCCCAGGACAAGAGCAGGAAGAGGACCCGGGACCUGGAGGAGGAGCCGGCCGCCAAACGACACGAGUCGGGCCACAGUGUUGAGGUAGCCAGCCACUACAACAAGCUGCAGGAGACCGGGCUGGCGGCUCGCAGCCAGAGCAGAAUCUACUACAUGAGGAACUUCAACAACUGGCUGAAGAGCGUCCUCAUAGGGGAGACGUUGCAGCGGGUGCGGACGAGCAGCAGAGACGUGCGGGUCCUGGACCUCGGCUGUGGGAAGGGCGGCGACCUCCUGAAGUGGAAGAAAGGCCACAUCAAGCACCUGGUCUGUGCAGAUAUUGCCUCUGUCUCGGUGGAACAGUGCCAGAGUCGGUACAAGGACAUGACACGGAGGGACUCCCGAAACGACCAAACCUACAGCGCUCAGUUCAUCACUGCAGACUGCAGCAAGGAGCUGUUGUCGGAGCAGUUGAAGGAGCCGGGGGAGCAGUUUGACGUGUGCAGCAGUCAGUUCGUCAUCCACUACUCGUUUGAGAGCCAGACGCAGGCGGAGACCAUGCUGAAGAACGCCUGCGACCACCUGAAGCCCGGGGGCUUCUUCAUAGGGACCACGCCAGACGCCUACGAACUAGUUAAACGGGUGGAGGCAUCGGACUCCCUGAAGUUCGGUAACGAGGUGUUCCAGGUGACCUUUGACAAGAAGGGGGCGUAUCCGCUGUUCGGCUGCCAGUACCACUUCAGCCUGGAGGGCGUGGUCAACGUGCCAGAGUUCCUCGUCUACUUCCCACUGCUAGAAGAGAUGGCGCGGGGCUAUGGCAUGGAGCUGGUGUUUGUGAAGCGGUUCCAGGAGUUCUUCGAGAAGCACGUGAAGAAAGAAGAACACCGCAGCCUGCUGAUGAGGAUGAUGGCCCUGGAGCGGUUCCCAGGGGAGGAGAAGAGCGCGGAGGAGAAGAGCGACCAGUACGCCCACGCAGAGGAGCACCGCAAGGGAGACGCCGACCGGCCGCCCCUGGGAACAUUGAGCCGCUCGGAGUGGGAGGCAGCAAGUAUCUACCUGGUCUUUGCGUUCCGGAAGAAGUCCUAGUUGCAGGCCGGUGUGUUUGAGGGACCUUUGGGAGAGGCGCUGCUUAUGUUGUCACUUGUUUCUGUUUGUAUUAAAGAUGAGUCCGACCAACUC